AUGGACAUCAAUGAAUGUAAAGAUAAUUUGACAUGUCCACAAGGAUGUGAAAACACUGUUGGAUCUUACAUUUGUAGCUGUAACAUUGGUUUCAGAUUGAAUACACUCAACACAAGCAUUUGUGAUGAUAUCAAUGAAUGUGAAGAGAACAUAGAUGACUGCUCACAAACUUGUGUCAAUGCAAUUGGAAGUUACUCUUGUAAUUGUUUCAAUGGAUAUACUCUCCAAAGUGGAGUUUGUGAAAAAAAUAUAGAUGAAUGCAGUCUUGCCAAGAAGCCCUGUAGUCAAAUUUGUACAGACACUUAUGGCAGAUUUACUUGUUCAUGUUAUGCUGGUUUUAAACUAGAAGCAGAUAGAACUUCUUGUACAGCUUGUGAGAAGUCCUUCUAUGGUGUCAACUGCAAUCAAUCCUAUCAGUGUAGUGGGCACGGGACAUGUGAUCCUGUCAGAGGCUGUGUAUGUGACAUAGGCUGGGAGGGAGUCAACUGCAACAAUGAUAUUGAUGAGUGUACACUAAGGACAGACAACUGUUUGAUUGGUGAUGUUUGUGUUAAUGCUUUGGGAAGCUAUUCCUGUGUUUGCCCUAUUGGAUAUGUUAGAAAUGGAACUUGUCAAGAUAUAAAUGAAUGUGUUGAUCCUGCCCUAAACAACUGCAACCCACUUAUUGAAGAUUGUGUCAAUAACUUUGGUAGUCAUGUCUGCAACUGUAAGCCUGGAUAUGCAAGAAAUGAUAAAGGGGACUGCAUUAAUAUCAAUGAAUGUGCUAAUGGGGACCAUCAAUGUCAACAAAUCUGUGUUGAUGUGCCUGGAAAAUACAACUGUGAUUGUAACUACCGGUAUAGAUUAAAUGAUGAUAGGCUAACAUGUCUACUAGUUAAAGAUGUAUGCAGUGAUUUUGAGAAACUGAACUGCUCUCAAGGAUGCACAGUAGACUUUCAACAGAACACUUCAUAUUGUUUUUGUGCUGAUGGUUACAAUCUAGUUGGCAAAGACACAUGUGAAGACAUCAAUGAAUGUGAAGUAUCAACAAAGAACUUGUGCAGCUUCAAGUCUGGAUGUGUUAACAGAGUACCAGGAUACAGCUGUUCAUGUCCCCCUGGGUCAAGUUUGGACAAUGAUGGACGCAACUGCAAUAGAGUUUUCUGUGAUGUGGAUGUGAACCAGUGUACCAAUGGGGAAUUACAGUGUAAUGACAGACAGGAUUGUGUGAGUCGUAUAGGUCCUGAUUCAUGUGUUUGCAAAUCUGGUUACAGACUUAAUGGCACAUUGUGUGAAGAUGUCAAUGAAUGUUUGGAUCCAAGGUUAAACACUUGUCAGCAGACAUGUCAGAACUCUGUUGGUAGCUACAGCUGUGGCUGUUAUAAAGGAUUUGCUUAUAAUGCAUCAACUAACACAUGUGAUGAUAUCAAUGAAUGUGCUCGACAAAUAGACAGAUGUACAAGUGUAUGUAUCAACACAUUGGGCAACUACAGGUGUUCAUGCACACCUGGCUAUGUCCUCAACAGAGAUGGAUAUACAUGUGAUGUGACCAGUGUGUGCACCAACAGUUCACUUUGUCAGUACCAGUGUAUUAAUGUCAAUGGCAAUGAAACUUGUUUCUGUCCUAAAGGACAAGCUUUAAACAGUGAUUUGAGAACCUGUAGAGAUGUAGACUUGUGCAGCUCUAGUUCCUGUAGUGAUCUGUGCAGUGAAACACCUGACAAUACAAGUGUUAUAUGUUCCUGCCCUCCUGGUAAAUCUUUGGCUGCCAAUGGAAUUAUUUGCCAGUCUUGUUCAAGUGGUACAUGGGGAGAUAACUGUGCCAACCAGUGCAGCUGUUCUCCUACUACCACACAGAGUUGUAGCCCCUUUAAUGGGACCUGUCAAUCUCAGAGUGGAUGGACUGGUCCUGACUGUUCCCAAGAUAUCAAUGAGUGUACUCAAAACCAAGCUAUCUGUGCCUCUAAAAAUAACACAGAUUGUCUCAACACAAAUGGAGCCUAUAUCUGUAGUUGUAAGCUUGGUUAUGGGAAAACAAAUGAAAAUGAUGAAUGUCCUUAUGUCCUUAUGUAA
Molecule: messenger RNA, 2052 nt
Organism: Biomphalaria glabrata
Lineage: Eukaryota; Metazoa; Mollusca; Gastropoda; Planorbidae
Product: fibrillin-1-like
Exons: 15
Coding region: 1-2052 (683 amino acids)
Molecular function (GO): calcium ion binding
Source: RefSeq, a predicted model, not a curated record